AUGGACGAGACCAUGAGGAACAGGUUUGAGAAUGCGCAUGCGGCUGACGAAGCGGAACGAAGCACACACACCCCUCAACAUUCAACGUCGGUGCACUCCAACGAGACGUUGGCGGCUGGAAGAUUUCCAGUGGCCCCCAAAAGAUCUCAUGUUCCCUACGUAUCUCCCCGGUUGAAGCGAGACAAGCCGCAGCUGCAGCGCGUACGAGCACACAUGAGCGAGAAAGAACGGCAGCGGGGCUAUCUGCCGUUCCUAUGUUCAGAAUCAGAGCUGAAUUCUGUGCAACAACAAUUCGAUCGGUGGAAGAAUGCAAUACUGAAGCUGAACACAGGUCAUAAGUCUGCUCUGCGAUAUAGCAACGAUCGGGGCAGGUGGUUAUAUGAACAUCAUGAUGUAACAAGCAUGCGCGAUGCCUGGGAAGCCUUGAGUAUCGAGAAGAGGCGGAAGGAGUGGCCAGCGGUCAUGCUCGCGACGCUAACGAAUUGUCCAAGCAAGGUGGCCAUGGUUCUGGAGGCGACCUUGAACCCGUUGCCGCCCGGAUACGCCAUACACGAUGUACUCCACGUGAUGGGACAGAGAUUGCAGCUCGACAGCAUCAAAGAUGCAAACGAUAGAGCCUUGAUGGCUGACAAGGUUUUGGCUCUACUAGCCCACAUGUUGGAAGAUGUUCCUGAGGGCCAUGUCCCAUUCCGGCAACACACUGUUGGCCUCUUUGCGGCGCGACUGCCGGCGGCCCAAGCCAAGGAUCUUUAUGAUAUGUUGAAGAAGAAGGACUUUCGACUUCAUCGGCACACUGAGUUACAGUUUGCCAGCAAGCUCGCUAGCGAAGUCGCUUACAAGAAUACGGCUUAUGAGAUUCUCAAAGCUAUGGUGGAGAACGGCGCGGCAUUGAAUGAUGCAGCAUCGGCCAGUGUGGUCACGAAGCUGCUACAGUUCAAGACCAUGAGCGACUACCAGUCGCAGGGGGUGGAUAGUUUUGCAGCAAAAGAUGCUCUAGAACUGUUCAUGGCGCACGGCUACACGCCAAAUACAAUCACUCUCACAGCCUUACUGUCCACACUGUGUCAGGCAGGGCAGACUGAAGAGGCAAUUCACCUGGCUUUGUUAUUCGCGGAACACGGCGUGCAACUCGAUGGAAGGGCCUGGACCACUGUGUUUGCUGGAGCCAAAGCCAGCUUGAAUGUUGAAACAGUGACCAAGGCUUUGCUGGUCGCCAAAGUCACGCCAGUUUCGUUUGCGAGUGUGCUUAGCAACGCGUUGCAUGCAGUCUUUUACUUUGCGACUUCGGAAACUCACAGCAAGAAGAUGAAGACGCCUUGGUCGGUGCCAAUGUUUCGCCCAAUGCUGAAGACGUAUGCAAAGAAGUUUGAGCUCAAGUCUCUCCAGUGGUGGCUGCCAGACUCGCUGCCGUUGCUGCUGAGCGACGAGGGCAUUGACAAGGAAGUGGAUGAUAAAUUUCGUGACCCCCUGGAUCGCGAAUGGGACUUUGUGCACACUAUCUUGCCCGUGGUGGACAAGGUUUUCGAAACCGAAGGCGACGCUGCAGAGACCAAGCUGCAACCCAAUACCAUGGCCGAUGCAGUAAUGCUGCGAGCUUAUAUACGGUCGCUCUCUCACCCGCAGGACAUACUGGCCUUUUACAGGUACUUCAAGUCGCGGCUUGAGGAAGAUGAGAAAUAUCCCAAGCUUCUGCUGCAGAGCCAGGGUGCCAUGAUUCAUGAUACAUUUAUUCUGGUCAUGACGGAGCAUCGCGAACUGUGGAGAGAGGCGCUGCAUGUAUUCGGUGACAUGCUCAAAGCUACUCUACGUACCAGGUCGGCGGCCAACAACGACAACGUCUCCAACCAAGCGCCCGAUUCAACGAGUCAUCUUAUUCAUCCGGACCACGGCAAGCUGGCGGACGAAACGGCAAUGGAAGUGACGGUUCAUCCAGCCCCGACCGUGCUAACGAUGACGAUUCUUUUGCGAGGGUUGCUUUAUCAAGGGGAAGACGCCCUCGCCGAGCAGCUGUUGCAAGUGAUGCGGGAGCUCGACAUUGAGCCCAACUUGGUGACGUGGAACACGCUGAUCCGGCACAAAGCACUGGCGCAAAAUACAAAAGAAACUGUCACGUUGCUGCAAGAAAUGGAAGCAACCGGUUUGAAGCCCGACAAGUACACAUAUGACGCUUUUCGCAAGCUGCGGGACCAAGACAAGGCGCUCAAGAUGAUGCAGUUGAUUGUCGACGAGAACCGCGAGAGCAUAGAUGCAGAGUAG
This is a messenger RNA of Beauveria bassiana ARSEF 2860, 2256 nucleotides long. RefSeq names its product pentatricopeptide repeat domain-containing protein. Gene Ontology annotation, molecular function: protein binding. The coding region runs from base 1 to 2256 and encodes 751 amino acids. NCBI's taxonomy places the organism in Eukaryota, Fungi, Ascomycota, Sordariomycetes, Hypocreales, Cordycipitaceae. The record is from RefSeq and is a predicted model, not a curated record. The transcript has a single exon.